Molecule: messenger RNA, 2699 nt
Organism: Andrographis paniculata
Lineage: Eukaryota; Viridiplantae; Streptophyta; Magnoliopsida; Lamiales; Acanthaceae
Product: mannosyl-oligosaccharide glucosidase GCS1-like
Exons: 22
Coding region: 126-2651 (841 amino acids)
Biological process (GO): protein N-linked glycosylation; oligosaccharide metabolic process
Cellular component (GO): endoplasmic reticulum membrane
Molecular function (GO): Glc3Man9GlcNAc2 oligosaccharide glucosidase activity
Source: RefSeq, a predicted model, not a curated record
CGCACGGUAAGAAACCGCAGGGAAGCUUGUCUUUCUCAGCCUACACUCCCUGCUGUUCGUCUUCAGUUAAUUGUCUACAAUUUUGUCUGAGACACAGAGCUAGAAACCGUAAUCUCGCUGGACAAAUGACUCGAAUUUCCCGAAGAAAUAUGCGAGGGAAAACUGUAACCUUCUCUGAUGGUGAUGAGCCGCCGAACAGGGCAACUCCGAAUGCGAAAACCCGUGCGAAAGACCGAAGUCUCAAUCGAGUAUUAAGUUUAAGGUGGAAGAUCUUCUUCGUUUCUGCAGCUGUUCUGGUUGCAAUCGGAUUGUAUGGGAUGAACUAUUUUGUAAACCCUGAGAAGGAGUCUGUUAAACCCAGGGUCGUUACUCCAUUACCUGCUCCGAAGCUCAUGGAUCUUCCUAUGUUCGAAGGGGAGCACAAGGAGAGUUUAUAUUGGGGAACAUAUAGGCCACAUGUUUAUUUUGGAAUACGAGCAAGGACAACACAGUCUCUUCUUGCUGGUUUGAUGUGGCUUGGUGUUAAGGAUGGGAGGUACACUAUGCGGCAUGUAUGUCAAGACUCAGAUGAGCUUAAAACCUAUGGUUGGACACAUCACAAUGGACGGGAUUAUGGCCGACAACUGUUGGUUGACCAAAAUUUGAAGUUGACGACAAGUUUUCUUAAAUCGAUGGAGACAGGAAGUGGCUAUGGAGGGGACUGGGCAGUUCGGAUUGAAGCAGAAAGUGAAGUACAUAAUGAGGAAAUGUCAGAUGUUGUUCACCUGUUCUUUUACAUGGCUGAUGAAAGUGGAACAGCUCUAGAAUUAGGGAGGGGUGCCUCAGAUAUUCCAGGUGACCACAUCCUUGCACUUGGUUCAAGAAAUGAUAUUGGUAGUUGGAAGCUUCAUUUAGAGUCAAAGGAGGACUUUGAGUUCCAUUAUGCUGGUUUCAAGACAAAUCACUUCCACAAUCUAUCUGACCUUGUCCAAAUCAAUCUUGCGAUUCAGGCUAGGAAUACGGGUCGGUUACAACUCUCUGAUACAUCUGAUAAUGCACCAAAUGUUCUAGUUUUCCAGAUCUCUGCAAUGGUUCCCAUGAAAGCAGAUUUUUCCUUUGUGUCUGGUUCUAGUUUAAGGGUAGAAGAACGCAUCAAACACCUUACAGGUGAUUUCUUCACUAGUCAUCUAGAGCAGAAGCAGAAGCAAUUUGAUGAAAAUUUCAAAAGAUGCUUUAAUGUGUCUGAUGAGCUCGACUUUGAAGCCUCAACAGUGGGCAAAGCAGCUCUUGGGAAUUUAUUGGGUGGGAUUGGAUACUUUUAUGGCCAAUCAAAAAUUUCAGUUCCACCAUCUUCUAAUCUUGUACCUGGUGAUAACUAUGUAUCAUAUUGGCCAGCUGAGCUAUAUACAGCGGUGCCUAGUCGUCCCUUCUUUCCUCGGGGUUUUCUUUGGGAUGAAGGAUUCCACCAGCUACUGAUAUGGCGAUGGGAUGUUAGAAUUUCUUUGGAUAUCAUUGGGCAUUGGUUGGAUCUGAUGAAUGCAGAUGGCUGGAUACCACGUGAGCAAAUUUUAGGUGCUGAAGCUUUAAGUAAGGUACCUCCUGAGUUUGUUCUUCAGCAUCCAUCUAAUGGAAAUCCUCCAACAUUGUUUUUGGUUUUGAGAGAUCUGAUUUGUGGCAUGAAGAAAAACAAGUUCACUACAUCUGAAAAAAAUGAUCUCACUGUCUUCUUACGUCGUGCAUUUGCGCGUCUUGAUGCAUGGUUUAAGUGGUUUAGUUCUACUCAAUCGGGAAAAAUUUCAAACACUUACUUUUGGCAUGGAAGGGACAACUUGACUAGACGUGAAUUAAAUCCAAAGACACUGUCUUCUGGAUUGGAUGAUUAUCCCCGUGCUUCACACCCAAGUGAAGAUGAGCGUCACAUUGAUCUACGAUGUUGGAUGUACGUUGCUGCUGAUUGCAUGAAUUCUAUUUCAGAAUUUCUUGAGGACAGUAAUGUUGGAAAGGAAUAUGGAACGACAGCUAAGCAGCUAUCAGACUUCGAGCUUUUAAACAAGUUGCAUUUUGACAAUAACUAUGGAGCUUAUUUUGACUAUGGAAAUCAUACAGAGAAGGUUCGGCUAACUUGGCGGGUUUUAGAAACACCGGGAAAUUACCCUACUCGUGAACUUGUACGAGAAGUUUUAGAGCAGCCUUCACUUAGACUAAUUCCUCAUAUCGGCUACGUUAGCCUCUUCCCCUUCAUGAAUAGACUUAUACCACCUGAGUCGGGGAUACUAGAAAGACAGCUGAAUCUUAUAUCGAAUUCGAGCAUUCUGUGGACUAAAUUUGGGCUUAGAUCUUUAGCCAAAACAAGCUCAAUAUACAUGCAACGCAACACCGAGCACGAUGCACCUUAUUGGAGAGGACCAAUUUGGAUGAACAUGAACUACAUGAUUCUCUCCGCACUUAAAUAUUAUUCUGAAGCUGAUGGGCCAUACCAAGACCAAGCUAGAAAUAUAUACAAUGACCUGAGGAGUAAUGUGAUCAGAAACGUUGCAAAGAACUAUAAGCAGACCAGGUACCUGUGGGAGCAGUAUGAUCAAAAGAAAGGACACGGAAAAGGCGCAAGAGUAUUCACCGGUUGGACUUCGCUUGUAGUUUUGAUGAUGGCUGAGUUAUACUACGAUUGUUAGAUGAGCUCAAUACAAUGGCGACAUCCAACAGUUGGGAUCAUUGCUCAA